AGGUGAAAUGGGCCAAGCCCAGGAGCAAGAAAUACCACUACCAAGCAAAACCCUAAACCCUGAAGACGGCAUCUGCAGUAUAAAAUCCUAAAAUCCCGUUCAGCGAGACGCUCACCCCUCCGCCCUCACCAACGCUGCUCAUCGUCUAUCUGGUGUCCCUUGUGACCACCAAAAUGCGAAACCCAAAGGUGUUCUUUGACAUUGUAAUUGGAAGGAUGAAAGCUGGUCGAGUAGUGAUGGAGCUAUUUGCAGAUGUCACCCCGAAGACAGCUGAAAACUUCCGAUCUCUCUGCACUGGUGAAAAGGGGAUUGGCGCAUCUGGGAAGCCUUUACAUUACAAAGGGUCCACAUUUCACCGAAUUAUUCCGCAGUUCAUGUGUCAGGGAGGAGAUUUCACUAAAGGAAAUGGAACCGGAGGGGAGUCCAUUUAUGGCUCGAAAUUUGCUGACGAGAAUUUCAAGCUGAAGCAUACGGGGCCUGGUAUUCUCUCUAUGGCAAAUGCUGGUCCUGAUACAAAUGGUUCUCAGUUCUUUAUAUGCACAACGAAGACUGAAUGGCUCAAUGGAAAGCAUGUUGUAUUUGGAAAAGUUGUCGAUGGCUACGGUGUAGUUGAGGAAAUGGAGAAAGUGGGUUCACAGAGUGGGAGGACCUCGGAACCAGUUGUAAUUGAAGAUUGUGGUCAGAUAGCAGACAACUGAUGUUGAAUGUUUGAUUUAUUGUAACAAGCUGUAAUAAGUUGUAUAAUCACCAAAUGAUAAGGCGGUUUUUGUGCCUGGUGUCUUCAUUUAUCAAUUGCCUUUUCUGUUUUUUA
Prosopis cineraria is the source of this 811-nucleotide messenger RNA. Its product is annotated as peptidyl-prolyl cis-trans isomerase CYP19-3. The transcript has 2 exons. The record is from RefSeq and is a predicted model, not a curated record. Gene Ontology annotation, biological process: protein peptidyl-prolyl isomerization; protein folding. NCBI's taxonomy places the organism in Eukaryota, Viridiplantae, Streptophyta, Magnoliopsida, Fabales, Fabaceae. Gene Ontology annotation, molecular function: peptidyl-prolyl cis-trans isomerase activity. Bases 174 to 698 code for a protein of 174 amino acids.